Molecule: messenger RNA, 1938 nt
Organism: Rhineura floridana
Lineage: Eukaryota; Metazoa; Chordata; Lepidosauria; Squamata; Rhineuridae
Gene: MRPL39
Product: mitochondrial ribosomal protein L39
Exons: 10
Coding region: 241-1257 (338 amino acids)
Cellular component (GO): mitochondrion
Molecular function (GO): RNA binding; nucleotide binding
Source: RefSeq, a predicted model, not a curated record
CUGCAUGCUAUCUUUCUUUCUUGUAUCCCUAGGCGAGUAACAAGGUUUCAAUCACGGAACCUAGACACGACGAACAUACUGUACUCUCUCCUCAAGCGGUUUUGAGCUAAGCAGUACAAAUACCUCUAGGAAAGAGACGGAACGUUUAUAUCAUGGUCGUUGUUUCCAGAGGACGAUUAUUGAUGCUCCUUUUUCACCGGACCGCCGGAAAACAGGCGGGGGAGAGAAAUCAGCCUGGUUAUGGCUACUUGGGUGACUCGCGGAUUGUGGAGGGGCUGUAUCAGAAGGUUUGCUUCAACAGCUCCUGCUCCUCAGCUCUCGACAGCUGAGAUUGCUCAGAUGCGCAAUGAGCUCUUCACAAAAGAGAAAGAGAGACAAUUGUCUCUUUAUCCACGAAUUGAGAAGAUAGAAGUUAAAUAUGUUGGCAAAUCUCAUCCAGGCACUUUAUUUAUAAUGAACAAAGGGCUUUCCACUCCAUACACUUGUGCUAUGCACUUAAGUGAAUGGCACAGUAAGAAAUCUGUACUCGCCCUUGUAAAUGGACAGAUCUGGGAUAUGUACAGGCCUUUGACUCACUCAUGUGAAAUUCAGUUUCUUACUUUCAAAAGCGAGGAUCCAGAGGAGGUGAACAAAGCCUACUGGCGUUCUUGUGCUAUGAUGCUGGGCUGUGUACUGGAACAGGCAUUUAAAGAUGAAUAUCCAGUCACUCUUAUUAGAGCUCCAGAAGUGCCAGUGAUAUCUGGAGCUUUUUGUUAUGAUGUGAUCUUGGACAACAGGCUCGAUGACUGGAAGCCAACUGAGGAAAGUCUCCGUUCUCUUACAAAAGAUGUUAACACACUCAUUCAUAAAGACUUCCCAUUUGAAAUGCUGAAUGUUGAUGCAAAAGUGGCACUUGAAAUAUUUCAGCAUAACAAGUACAAACUGGACAUAAUUGAGCAGAAAGCUUCACAAAACCCCGAAGGAAUUGUACAAUUGCAUAGGUUAGGUGAUUUCGUUGACAUUAGCGAAGGCCCACAUAUUCCCAGAACUAGCUUAUGUUACCAGUAUGAGGUGACAGCAGCUCACAAUGUUCAAAGCACCGAAUCUGAACUCAUACGAAGAUUCCAGGGUCUCUCUGUUCCAAUUUACUUAAAGCUUCAUCACACUAUAUGGCACAGGUUGCAGGAAAGGUCUCGAAAACUAAUCAGUGAAGACAGAAUGAAAGAAGCAAAUGAAAUCUCAGACAGAAAUGAAAUCUCAAAUGCUGAAUCAACUUAAGUCUAAUUUGGAAAUGGGAAAAUUAUUUUAAAAAAGUAUUUAAAAAGUUCCAUUUCAUUAUUCAAAUAAAUCCCCUGAAGAGAGAUUUUGACCAAAGGUUUCGCAGACUCGAACAGAAAAUCACGUCUUGGCCCUUGCUUCUAUUUCAUCAAAUCAGAAUUUAUGUGUAAAUGUAAAUACACCAAUGAAAGUGUCAUAGGUGUGGAAGUUCUGUCCAUGUACUGGAGCACCUGCAAGCUUUUGCAGAGUUAUUUCUGCCGGAUUUCUACGAUAGAAAUUGGGCAAGAUGGGUUCAAAUCCUGCUAGAUGAUGAUUUCCCUUCUCAUCCAUAAUACCUGUCCAUAGUCUGCGUUCUGAACACAAUUUAUAGUUGAUUUGUAUGCAUAUCCAUACAUUUUGCAAUACCAAGGUCUGUGAUACGAAAAACCCUGAAGUAUGGCCACAAAAUGAGGGCUACAAGAGUGACUUUAAAUCAAGCAUGCUUUGAUGUGGCAACUUGGUGACAUAAAAUUCUGCAUCAGGAAUUGGGAGGCAUGGGUUCAGCUUCAGUUUGUGGUAGAUGUUGUUACUGUGUGUUCUCUACAAAUCAGUGUAUGCAUAUUACAGUGUCUCAGAUAAACCUGAUGGACAAAUGCAGGUAAAAUAGGAGAAAAUUUGUCAAUUAAAUAUGUGAUGAGACUA